Messenger RNA from Drosophila ananassae, 6149 nucleotides. RefSeq lists its product as uncharacterized. NCBI's taxonomy places the organism in Eukaryota, Metazoa, Arthropoda, Insecta, Diptera, Drosophilidae. Bases 1065 to 5309 code for a protein of 1414 amino acids. Gene Ontology annotation, molecular function: protein serine/threonine phosphatase activity; cation binding; mitogen-activated protein kinase binding. Gene Ontology annotation, cellular component: cytosol; nucleus. Gene Ontology annotation, biological process: protein dephosphorylation. The record is from RefSeq and is a predicted model, not a curated record. The transcript is spliced from 4 exons.
AAGAGAAAAACUCACAUCACUAACUCUAGACCUUCGCUUCGCUACUUGCUUAUAUUUUUGCUUUCUCUAUAAUUUUAAUUUCCCGUUGGUUUUUUUUUUGUUGUGAACAAUUUACCGUGAAUUUUGUUGUUGUGUGUGUGCGUGAAAAAAAAAACAACUGAAAUUACAAAUCGUGUUUUUCAAGCAAAAUUUCCACUCAACGAAAAUGCUUGUUUGCUGCAAGGAAAGACGCUGCAACAACGGCAACAACAAAACCAUCGGGAACAACCAGACCAACAACAACAACAACAACAGCCACUAGGCCCAAGCAAAAGCAACAGCAAGACAGCGACAGAAAUUGAGUCGGGGAGAAACAAGUUUUUUUUUUGUGUUUUUUUUUCUUUUCAAUUUUUUUUUUUUGGAUUUUGUGCGCGCUCUUUAUCUUUAUCAAGGUGAAACUGCGCGCGCCUCGCUCCAGCUAUAACUUAAAACUCGCUUCAUAUAUAUAAUAUAAAAUAUAUAUAUAUAUGUAUAAAAUUUUAUAUCAAAAACAAAACAAUAAUUUGGGUUCAGAUUUUGAGAUUUCGGAACAAAAACAAACAAAAACAAUAUACAAAAUCGAGCAAAUACGACCACGAAGAAGAAGAAGAAGGCCAACGCAAAGGCAAUUUGGCGGCGAUUUGCAAAUACAACAACAACAAGAAGAAGAAGAAGAAGAGAAGAAGGAGACACACACAAACGAACGCUAGAUGGCGCACGCAUACAUGUGAAGGCGUUGGGAAAGAGAAACACACAAACAUACACGCCCAGUGGCUAUUUUGGGCAAAAAAAAAAAAAAUAAAUAAAUAACUACAAAAAGGAAAGGAAGGAUUAUUAAAAAAAAUAUUAACUCGAAUACGUUUUUUUUUUGGCCAGUUUAUGGAGAGCAUCGGAUAGUAAACAACAAAAAGGAUAAACAAGCGUGGGGAGGAAGAAGAAGAAUAAGCAGAAGAAGAAGCAAACAACACAAGAAGAAGUAGAAGAAGAAGCAGCAGCAGUAGCUGCAACAUAAACAAAAAAAAAAAAAAAACAAAAAAAUAACAAAAAUGUUGCCCGCCAAUAGAAGUAGUAGCAAUAGUAGUUAUAGCAACAGCGGCAAUAUAACAAAUACCAAUAGAUGCCUCAUCAAAUCAGCCAUCGAGCGUACUGUCGUCCGUCUACGAGGCACACCACCGGUUGCAACACCAACAAAGCCGGAGGAGGAGCCGGAGGAUGUCACCGUUGUGGAGUACGAUAUUAUUAACUUCUAUGCCGAUUCAUCGCCGAGGAUGUCGCCCAGAAUUGUCGUUAAUCCCCGCCAGCUAUCACCCGUUUCUCCAGCCCGCCCCGGCAGCACCAUCAACAGCAGCCAUAGCUCUAGUCCAGCAUUGGAUGCCAGCAGCAGCAGCAGCAGUGUUGUCGGUUGUGCUACCCCGGCAAGGAGAACGGUAAUGGAGCAACAAUCAUCCGGAGGAGGAGGAGAGGAUCUAUCCCAUCCGGCGGGAGAGAGAAAAUCACAGCUACAUGCAUUGCCCAUUGCCAUGUCGUCCCGGUCCAGGGGCGGCGGAGGAGUAGCAUCCAGUCGACUGCGCCGUCAGGCAGCCAUCGUACCAGCACGCUCCAUUGUCACAGAAGCCAACAGCAGCGGUAACAGUAGCGGCAACAGCGCCAGUUCCUCCAGCAGCUCGGAUAGCUCCAGCUCCAGUCCCACACCAAGCUCACCCUGCUCCACGCUGGGCGUUAAUAUGCGCGUCACCGGCCAGUGCAGUCAGGGCGGUCGGAAGUAUAUGGAGGAUCAGUUCUCGGUGGCCUACCAGGAGUCACCGCUCACCCACGAACUGGAGUAUGCCUUCUUCGGGAUCUAUGACGGACAUGGCGGCCCAGAGGCAGCUGUCUUUGCCAAGGAGCAUCUCAUGCUGGAGAUUGUAAAGCAGAAGCUGUUCUGGUCGGACAAGGACGAGGAUGUGUUGAGGGCCAUACGUGAGGGCUACAUCGCCACGCACUUUGCCAUGUGGCGGGAACAAGAGAAAUGGCCACGAACUGCCAAUGGCCACCUGAGUACAGCCGGCACCACCGCCACCGUGGCAUUUAUGCGGCGGGAGAAGAUCUACAUCGGUCAUGUCGGUGACUCUGGGAUCGUCCUGGGCUACCAGCGAAAGGGCGAACGCAACUGGCAGGCCCGCCAACUAACCACCGACCACAAGCCCGAGUCUCUGGCGGAGAAGACAAGGAUCCAGCGUUCCGGCGGCAAUGUGGCCAUCAAGUCUGGUGUGCCGCGAGUGGUCUGGAAUCGUCCCCGGGAUCCGAUGCAUCGCGGUCCCAUCCGCCGACGAACUUUGGUCGAUGAUAUACCCUUCCUGGCAGUGGCCCGAUCCCUGGGCGAUCUCUGGAGCUAUAAUUCCCGGUGCAAGGAGUUCGUAGUCAGUCCCGAUCCCGAUGUUAAAGUUGUGAAAAUAGAUCCGAGUACCUUCAGAUGCCUGAUCUUCGGCACCGAUGGUCUGUGGAAUGUGGUGACGCCCCAGGAGGCGGUGGAUUGUGUCCGAAAGGAGCACCUUAUCGGUGAGAUACUGAACGAGCAGGACGUCAUGAAUCCCAGCAAGGCGCUGGUCGAUCAGGCCCUCAAAACGUGGGCCUCCAAGAAGAUGCGGGCGGACAACACGUCCGUGGUAACUGUGAUACUAACACCAGCGGCCUCUCACACCACCACUUCCAAUACCCAACAAGGAACUGCUCCCCAAACGCCCGCUCUGGCACGUGAUCCCGAUAUGGAUGUGGAUCUGUUGGUGGAGGCGGAGGCGAUGACGGUCGAGGAGGAGGAGGAUGAUGUGGUGGUGCCGGUGGAUAGCGAGAAUAGCUGUCCGCAGGAGUUCUUCAUCGAGGAGGAGGAGUAUCACCUGGAAACACCCUACAGUGCCUUGGCGAAGCGACAUUUGCCACCGGAGCCGUAUCGUGACUUUGAUUACUUUGGCCUGGACGAGGAUGAGACGGAGGAGGAUGAGGAGGAGCCACAGCCCGAUCCUGAGGAGGCGGAGGAGCAUGUGGAGGCUGUCGAGAAUUGGUUUAAGCCGCGCAAGACAUGGCGCAAGUCGACGAUCAACAAUUCGUGGACUGGCGGCACCGAACCAGAGCCAGAUCCCGAGCCGGACGAGCGUAACCGCUUGAAUGACGCCACUCCCGACCUCACAAUGUACUCCCACACCAGCAUCGACAAGUGCGCCAUUUACGGCAACUCUGUGGCGCCGGGUAGCGCUAAUCCCGAACUGGAACAGCAUCUGGAGAGCAGUUACAGCUUCGCCGAGUCCUACAAUUCGCUGCUCAACGAACAGGAGGAACAGGAGGCACGAUCUCGUUCGGCGGCCGCGGCAGCAGCUGUGGUUCAUUCCCAGUCCGCCGCAGCCCAAGCAGCUGCCUCCUGCAGUGUCCAGGAGAUGAUCCAGGAGCAGCAGCACUACCAGCAGCAGGAGGGCUAUUCCCUCACGCAGCUGGAGACGCGGCGGGAACGGGAGCGUGUGGCCCAGGAGUCGUGGCAACAGCCAGCCGAGCUGCUCGAACUGGACGCCCUGCUGCAGCAGGAGCGGGCCGAGGAGGAGCAGGUGGCCCUCGAGCAGCAGCAGCAGCAGCAGCAACAACAACAGCAGCGGGAACAGCAAAUGGAGGUGGCCAGCAGUAGUUCUGGCCAGCAGGAGUUCCACUAUUCGACGACCAACGAAUGGACAGCUGCAUCAGAGCCGGAAGAGGUCGAUGGUGAUGUCGAGCUGGAACCCGAACUCGAACCCGAACCGGAGCUACAGGAUAAUGAAGUUAGCUCCACACUGCCACCCACACCGACGGAGGAAAUUGCAGUUCCUGGCGAGGAACUGGAUGAGGAGAUGCCAUCGGAACUGCCACAGAAGCCAAGUCGAAGACCAGAAAUCAAAUCCGAGCCGAAGAAGCCACAAAAGCCGGAGAAGAAGCAACAGGAGCAGAGGAAUCAGGAGCAGGGACUCGUCUCAAUGCUGGCGGAAACUGUGGCGGAAAUCCGUAAAGAAGACGCCCAUGCUGUGCAUUAUAUUUUCGAGCAGAUCCAGAAGCUCCAGGAUGCGGACAUCUCACCCGUAUCGGACAAGCCGGGUGUGGGCGAGGCCCUGGAACGGGCCAGUGUCCUGGCAGGGGAAUCAUCCACCGCAAAUGUCUCUGUUACCAACUCGAAUACCCGCAUCCGUCAGAUGCGUCGCUACCGCAAUGUGCCGAACGAAAACCAUCAGCACAUGCAGACCCGCCGACGCCAGAUGUUCAAGCCCAGCAAGCCCAAGUCCUUUAUCGGCGCCAGUGCCGCCGCCAUAGUUGCCUAUGGCGACAGCAAUGGUGCCGGUUCGGGAAUUGGAAUUGGUGGCGCCGGCGGAACAUCCAGCCAUCCAGUGGAGGGUCGAGUUGGUGGCGGCGGAGUAAGCGGAUCUGGUGUAGAGGUUGCCAGCAGGGAGAUCAACGCCUCGGCGGCCAGUCGUCGGCGUAGCGGGAAUGUGGUGGCCUCCAGCUCGAGUACAGGGGCAGGUAGCAGUUCCAUGAUGAUGACCCGGCGCAGCCACAGCCUCACGGCCAGCAGUGGUGUCAACAAGCGCCAGUUGCGCAGCAGCCUGUGCAGCCUCGGACUGGGUCUCGGCCUGGACAUGACCAAGAGGACGCUUCGCACCCGAAACAUACCCAUCGCUACCGGUGGCGGUGAAGCAGGAAGAUCCCAGCCGGAUGUCCCGGUCGGGGGCAGUGCCAGUCCGGCCAGUGUCCGUACUCCGAGUGCCGGCAGUACACCCCGUCCUGUCCCGUCGCGGCGUCUGAAGCGGAUUCACGAGGAUCGCGAGCAGAGACGCAGUUUAAGGCGAACCACUCUGAGCGCCAGUUCCAGCGGCAGUAUCGGCGGAGGAGUUGGUGGCGGCAGCGUCGGACCAUCACCCGGGAGUGCCAAAUCUUCGCGGCUGCAGUCUUGUAAUGGAGCCAUCUCCGCCCGGCCGCCACCCUCGCCGAAGAAACUGAACGCCGCCGUUCCCACACUGGCGAUUGGAACGCGGGCCUACACAGCUGCCUUGGCGGCGGCGGCGGAUCACCUGAACAAGCGCUGGUCGCUGCGCAGCAGCAGCAGCAGCAGUAGCUCCAACAGCAGCAGCAGCAAUACCCAAAACACCAACAAUAACAACAGCAAUCUGAUCACUGCCAUUAGUUGCUACAGUGCCCGGAGUCGGGGAGCAGGAGUUGUCGGAAGUGGAGCAACUGCAUCACCGAUGGGCCAACCAGGAGGAGGAGGAGCAGGAGCAGGAGGAGGAGCUACACGACGACGCUGAGCCUUAAUUCUAAUAAUCACACACACACAUUAGACAGAGACAGCAAGUGUCCACACAGAAAGAGACAGCUAGAAGAGAAGAGAGAGAGAUAGAGAGAGAGAGAGAAACAAACCCAAUUCGGCAAUUGGGCGAGCAACUUGCAAGUACAAAUCCUAAGCAACGGAAAACCUAAAAUAUAUAGUUCUACAAAAAUCGACAAAAGAUAGGGGAUAGGUGUAUUCAUACAACUACAAAAAAAAGAAAAGAAAAAAACCCAUCCUAGCCUCAAAAAAAAAAAACAAAUUAAAAGAAACCCUUCAUGUAAUCUAACAAAUUUUUGUACACACACAACACCAAGGUAAUUGGCAUCGUUUCAUUGUACAUAGCGACGUUAUAGACAGCUAUAUAACAAAACUAAACAAUAAAUUUACAUGAUAUAUAUAUAUAUUUCUACGUAAGAUCUAACAAUAAAAACAAAUUAAUAGUGUACGAAAUUAGCGGUAUACGCUUAUCGCAAAACAUAUAUAUCAUCUGAUAUAUAUAUAUAUAUAUUUUUUGUAACGAAAUCAUCUAAAUAGCUUAUAACUUUCUUAACAAUACAUCUAUAUAUUAAUAUAAAAUAUAUUAUUUAAUCAGAAAGUAUUCUGUUUUGGAUUAUAAAAAUUGUGCGUAUGUCAAGUUAUCUAUAGUUAGUUUUUAAGUUAUUAAGUAAGUUACCAGAGAUGCUAAUAACAUUAAUUAUUUUUUUUCGUCCCCAUUUUUGUGUUUAUCGUUUAAGAGUAAUUAUGUGUAUUUAUUUUUCAUGUCAUCACGCUCUUGGUAUUAUCCAAGGAAAUACAUUUAAUAUUUUUUCAUAGUUAA